Messenger RNA from Lutzomyia longipalpis, 789 nucleotides. RefSeq names its product protein lin-52 homolog (gene lin-52). The record is from RefSeq and is a predicted model, not a curated record. Lineage: Eukaryota; Metazoa; Arthropoda; Insecta; Diptera; Psychodidae. The transcript is spliced from 4 exons. Gene Ontology annotation, biological process: regulation of DNA-templated transcription. Gene Ontology annotation, cellular component: DRM complex. Bases 93 to 497 code for a protein of 134 amino acids.
AAUGUUUCAUCGAAUUCAUCGACGAUGAAAGGUUUUCGUUGAGUUUUUCCAUGGCAGUUUGACAGAAGUCGUUUAUCACGGUUAUAAGAAAAAUGAGCAGCGACGAAGAAAAUUCCCCAAAUUCCAAAGCGGGUAAAACCGACGAAUACGAUGAUCUCAUGAGUAUGGAGAAUUUGGAUCGCAAUUCACCGGAAUUGUGGCCUGAAAAAAUUCCAGGUGUAACGGACUUUAUUUCGUCAAAAAAUAGCCGAGAUUCCGUUUCUCCAACACCUCCGCGCGGGCUAACGUCCGAAGAUAUUGCCGCCAUGCACAAACUUGGGGAACUGACCCCAACGGCUUUGGCGAUGGAUCUCAAGAGAAUUUACGAUCAGGCGUACCAGUUGGGUGUGCAGGAGGCCAAGGAGAUGACUCGAGGGAAGUAUUUGAACAUCUUUGGGCAUGAAGCUAAAGCGGCCACUGCAACGGCACAGAGGAAGAGCUCAACAUCCUCAGAAUGAGUUCAACAUCAACCUCCAUUGAUCAUUCAACAACCACUCUUCCAGGGAUUGAAGCGUUUUUUUUUAAUUUGAAUAAAAAAGUAAAAUUUAUCGUAUUUUAAAACAUUUUAUAUACACAUAAAUCGUACAAUAAAUCGUAGAAAUUUCAUGAUUGCUCACAGAAAAUUAUUUUUUUGCUCUGAAAGUUUCUCUCAUUUUGGCUGUUAUUGCGCGCGAUUUAUUAGGAAGGAAGAAAAAAGCUUAAUUCGGAGCAAAUUGAGAUGAAAAAAGACUUUUUUUUAAAAAAGAAAAA